GAGCAUGACCCGGCUCCAGGCAAGCGCGCCCGGGGUGGGGCCGGCGCUGGCCUCCGCUCCCGCCGCCUGGCCCUGCCUCUCCCCGGGCUCCGAGUCCAGCCCCGGGCGCGCCUCGACCGUCCCUCUCCCGGCCAGCCAUGUCGGCCCAUCUGCGCCACUUCGCGCUGGUGGGCACCGCCGUGGCCGUCACCGGCGGGGUGGCCUACGUCGUCUGGAGAAGCUACCGGGCCCCCAAAGCGUCGCCGGUCGCGCCCCGCCAACCGCGCCAACUCUCGCCGGAAUGCGCCCGCCUCGACUGCGCGGAGCCACCCCCGGAGCAGGUGAGCGAGGCGGAGGUGGGCGCAUGUGGACUUGCUGCGGGAAAGGAAAAGCCCCCAAACAAGCAGAUCUUAGUUCUGGGCUUGGAUGGAGCUGGGAAAACCAGCAUUCUCCACUCACUAACUGCUAACCAGGUAAAGCACAGCACAGCUCCCACUGAGGGCUUCAAUGCAGUCUGUGUCAGCACAGAGGACUCCAAGAUGGAAUUCCUAGAAAUCGGGGGCAGCGAGUCUUUGCGAUCCUAUUGGAAGAUGUACCUAUCGCGAGUCCUGCUGCUCAUAUUUGUUGUGGAUUCAGCCGAUCAUAAGCGCUUGCCUGUUGCAAAGAAGCUGCUUCAUCAGCUGGUCCAGAGUGACUCAACCUUGCCUGUGAUGAUCCUAGCCAAUAAGCAGGAUCUUGAAGGGGCAUACUGCAUUACAGAUAUUCACGACGCUUUGGCAUUGUCUGACAUUGGGGAUCAGAGGAAGAUGUUCCUGAUUGGCACACACGUGGCAGAAGAUGGCUCCGAAAUCUCUUCUGGCAUGAAGGACAUGCGGGAACUGAUUGCAGGGCUGGUCUUGGAAGUGAUGUGAUUGGUCCCAGAAUGGGAUUCCAUCACGGGACUUCAAGUGUCCUCGGAUACCCAGCUUGCCGCGAUCAAAUAGCAUUACUUUGCAUUUGGACUUUGCAGUGUUCAUCCUCAGGUAGGGCAUUCUAGUAGAGGCAGUGCCCAGUUGCAGAAAGCCUUAGAACUGUGGUUUUUAACAUAAUAUAUUUUGGAAAAGUAGCUGUUUUUAAAACCACAUGGAAAGAGUUCAAAUGAAACAGUUGGAUCCUACACCCCCUGGCAUCGAAACCAAACAUUGCUGCUGUUUGUGUGGACAGCUGUUGUAGGUUUCAUUGAGAGCUGUGCACUGGAUUCCACCAAUUUAGGAGGGGACUUGUAGAAAAGAGAACAAGUUUAUAUUUGAGGGCAACUUUGUUCAAACCGUAGGGCCAGGAGUCAAGGAACAAAAACUGUAGCUGCAUAUACCUCAGAGAGCUCUGCAUUUCUUGAACAUCUUCAUGUCUUUUUUACCUCAGAUAUUGGUGGGGGCAGGGUAGUCAGGAAAUCAUGUCCCUUUUAAGCCAUAGCAGAGAAAAAAAAAUCCUCUGCUCCAUCUUAAAAGGGGAAAACAGCACACUGGCUGCAGGCUCUGCUGGCAUCCAGUCUAGGGGGUGGAGUUCCACUUUCACAAUGUUGCUUCUCAACUGUGGUGUCCCCUCCCCUUUAUUUCAUUAACAGGGUAUAUUUUCUCCCUUUAACUGAGCUGCGGCUCAGCUGUUGGGGAGGAAACAGGGCUUUCUGGGCUGCAUGGAGGAUUCUCGUCCAGCUUCUUUGCUGACAUGAAUAGCAGUAAGGGGUGGGGAGGUGCCACCAGUAAGUGGUGCAGGGACAUAGUGUAGAUCUCAUCCCUGGGCACCUCCGUUCAGCUUGCUGCUAAUUCAAUAGGAGGGGCAGCCUUUCUCGUCCCCUGGUGGGUGCAGCUCCAAGACAAUCUGAUUGCAAAUGGCUGCCAUGGUACAGUGAGCUCACGGUAUUUGACCGUGUGUGGGUGAGGCCUCAGGUGGAUAAACCUGGGCCUAGAAGAAUUCACAUUAAAGGGCUGAAAAGCCAAAAAUGACGCACAGGGCUUUUGGUUUGUGCUUUAGUCUUGAAGAAUGAAUGUCCUGCUUGUGCGUCUGGGUAGGACUAGACAGUAAACAGUAUUAUUCUAUUACAUUUGGUAGGUUUUAAUAAAAGAUUUUGAGAGACUUUUGCCAUCCUUUCAUAUACGUAGCUGUGGGGAGCUGUGAUUUGGUGGCGGGGGAGUGGAAAGAGGCUUCCCUGCACCUUUGUGGCACUACAUUUUUGUGCUAAAAAUCUACCCUCUGCUGCUGAAGGUGAAAGAUAAUGAAAAUUGACUUUUGUGGGUUUUCCAGGCUGUGUGAUCAUAGUCUGGUAGUUUUGGUACCUAACAUUUCUGUGCCACGGAGGUAAACAUAUCUCACUGGGACAUACCCGUGAAUAUGCCAGCCCUAAACAUUAAGAGCAAAAACUACCAGACAAUGGCCACCCAGCCCAGAAAACCCACAACAUCCAGUUCAUUCUGGCUUCGACAAUACAUAAUGGACAUAAUUUUCUUUUACCCCACAAGCAGCAUUGGUAAAGGCUGGGGAAAGGGGAAUAUUAGGGAAUCCUGACCCCCCACACUACCGCACAGCCUCUUUCAAAUUGCAGCCUCAGCGAUUGCCUAAAAAGAAUUGCAGCUCAUAAAAACCUGAGAGUAUCCUGCUUUUCUUUGUUUCACUGUUUUCUUCUAUUGAACAUUAAGAAAUCCUCACUCAAGCUGAAACCUUCUGCAUUCUGAAACCUUCUGCAUUCUUGUCCAGAAAGGCCAUAUAUCUUCUAGUCAGAGCUCUAUGAAAUUAAUGCAUGGAGGAUUCCGGUUUGAUGUCCGGAGGCUGCACAUUUAGCCUGCUUCCUCCCUCAUAAGAAGAAAAUAACACAUCUCCCACUUGCUUCCCUGUUUAGAAUCACUCUCCCCACUGCUGCUGAGAUAUGAUGAAUGGCAGCUCACCUCAAAAGACGCUGCUUGCAGUGUAUGAAGUGGCUUCCCUUAAGGUCUCAAACAUUACAUUCAGUGCCUCAAGUGAGCAGCAUCAGUAUAGCGAAAUGCAUCAAGCUGAUGUUGACUCCCCACUUCCUCCACCCACCUGCCCCUUAACAACGGUCUCAGGAGAUGUUAACAUUGCAGAUCAAAUUGUAAGCACUUUUAAGCAAAACGGCUUCUGUCUUGGACCUCUUGCAAACGUUGAAGAAAAUCUCUGUAUUUGCCUCUAAACUUGGAAAACCAUUCAGAAGUUUUCUAGGGACUUCAUUUCUCUCUCACUUGCAUACCAAAGCAGUUCCUUUAUAUAAAAUCAGAUUUUUUGGUACUUUUCAUUACCAGACUCUUGAGAUCUGUCGUGGCGUUGGUGAUAACAAGUGACCUACCAGGAAAAUAAUGUGAAGAAAGGGACAGUGUCCCAAGAUUCAAUAAAGAUUUCGAUGUCUUUGGCUUUCUUAAA
Sphaerodactylus townsendi is the source of this 3387-nucleotide messenger RNA. It is a transcript of the gene ARL9, whose product is annotated as ADP ribosylation factor like GTPase 9. The record is from RefSeq and is a predicted model, not a curated record. The transcript is spliced from 4 exons. Gene Ontology annotation, molecular function: GTP binding; GTPase activity. The coding region runs from base 138 to 890 and encodes 250 amino acids. NCBI's taxonomy places the organism in Eukaryota, Metazoa, Chordata, Lepidosauria, Squamata, Sphaerodactylidae.